AUGGCUGAAGACCAGCAACCGCCUGCUGUGUCGAGCCAGGCGAAUGGUUCCGUGGGCGACAAUCAAUCAACAAACCCGUACGAAACCAAUCCUGAGCUCGUUCCUCCUGACGACUUCUUCCUCGCGCGAAGCGUGCAUUACGGUCGCUAUGCAUCUUCGGAUACUGAUUUCAAGCCUCGCCAUGAAUACUGGUGCCAAUCGGACCCGGAAGUCAAGACCUACUGGGAGGGCGUCGUCAAGGAGUUUUGCACGCCACAAAAUUCAUUGAAUGUCCCAGGCACGCGAGAGGUUUUCGCUGCUGGCAGCGUCAUCAUCAGAGUCGACCGCGAACCUGAAGCCGCCGCCGCCGCAGAGAUGUACUCGUGCCUCAAUGCGAAUGAGCUCAGCGCAGCAAGAAAAGCCGAGGAUACUCUUCGAGAAGUGAACGUUGCUGUUCCGGUGAUAUACUUUUGUGGCACCAUUGAAAACAAGAAUGUUACCGUGGAGUCGAGACUUCCUGGUGUCUCCUUGGAGGUGGCCUGGAAGUAUCUGACUGCUGACCAAAUUGAAAGCUUCAAGCAACAGUGCCGCCGCAUAUCCCAGCGCCUAGGAGAUAUCGACGCGCCUCCUGAACGACCCUCAUAUGUUUGCAGCGGCCUCAAUUCACAGCUUCCGCCCGACGUUCAGCAGACCGAGAAGGAUAUUCUUUUCCGCGAUAAGAGGAAAGGCGAAAGACUUGUCCUAGUUCACAACGGAUUGAUUCCGGCGAAUGUAAUUGUGAACGAUAAUCAGGUCGUUGGGAUAACUGGAUGGCGACAAAGCGGGUAUUUUGGAUUUGAGCGGGCGGACGAGAUACAUCGAGGUUUCCGGGUACCCGAGAUCGCGUCUGCAGACGAAAGCGAGGGUGCAGCAAACGUGCCCGCAGCAUGGUCCGAUAUCUACGAAGGUCUGCCCAGCAUUGCUGGGGAGUCUGCCGUUGCGACGAAGCACAAUACACCUAUACCACAAGUGAAGACCGAACCAUCGAAUUUGGAGUUGAAUGGAGUUCCUUUUGAUCACGAGCCAGAACACAAAUCAGGGCUCCCCCAGCUCGAUGGUCCCGGACUACCUGAAGAACAUCCUACGCCAAAGAAAAUUGCUAGCCUUAAGAACCGAGGAGCCUCGCGGGCGUCGUCUUCCGAUCGAUCUUCUCCGGCAGUGUCCACAAAGCGUAGUGCAGCGACUAAGAAGGCAGGCAUCGGGUCGACUAAGAAGGGAACAGCCAGAAAACCCGCGGCCAAGAAGAGGAAAUUAAUUGAUCUGGACAAUGAGAGUGUCACCAGCCGACGAUCGAACACCCCUUCCUCACGAACGAGCAAAGCUCCUGGCAAGAUCAAACGUGGUUCCGCUUCACUGGCGGGCUCACCGGCGCCCGAAGCCAGAAAGAGAAAUGCCAAAAGCACUGUCGUGGACGAUGUAGAGGAGAUGGAGGAGGCCGAGGAGGACGAAGAAGAUGACGACUCAGAAGACAACGACGAGGUAUUUUGUAUAUGUCGAAAACCAGACAAUCACACCUGGAUGAUUGCGUGCGACGGCGGUUGUGAAGAUUGGUUUCAUGGCAAAUGUGUCAAUAUCGACCCACGAGACGCUGACCUGAUCGACAAGUAUAUAUGCCCGAACUGUAAGGAGCAGGGCAAAGGAUGGACGACCUGGAAACCGAUGUGUCGGUUGAAGGAGUGCAGAAAGCCUGCGCGUGUCAAUCAAGACAAGCCCAGCAAAUACUGCUCAGACGAGCAUGGUCGAGAAUUUAUGCUGCAAAGGACCAAACUCCUACUUGGAUCGUCAGCAAAUAGCCCGUUCCCGGACAGUGUGUCCUCUCAAGAAGGGAGUGGCGCUGACACAAGCAGCGGACCUGAUUUUCUCGAGACCAAGUUUCCGGAAGAUCUCGGAAGCAAAGGUGGUGUUCUUACCACUGGAGAUCUCAAGGCAGUAGUCAUGGGCGUCAGCUCAGCGGAAGAAUUCCGCAAACUGGGCGAGAGCAUCAUCUCGAUCCCUGCACCGGAGAAGAGUUCCUCCAAAGUGAACAAAGAAGAAAACAAGAAAUUGGGCCUCGACUAUGAUGUCGAUUGGCUCACUUAUGCACCCGACGAGGCCUCUAUGAUCGCGAAGCUGCGCAAACAGCGCGAUGACCUCCUUCAUCGACGAGAAAUGCUGAAGGCUCGGAGCACCUUUGUGACGUUGGUGCGGCAGCGGGCCAAAAGCAUAUUGGAGAAACUCAAGCACAAGGAGCCAAAGGGCGGAUGGAAGGAUAUCUGCGGCUUUGACUACCGACUGGCUUGGUCAGACGAGGAGUUCGAUGAGUGGCGGCUGUCAGACCCUGGAGCAAAAGCACUUCAGGAUGGCACGCCCGAGUCAAUGGCGUUGAGCUACCCGGAGUCCAUCGAUGCGGAUGGCGACACAGCCAUGGGCGAUGCGGAAACCUCCGGUGAUGAUCUCGAAACUCUGUCACGCGGCGUCUGCAUCAAGAAACGCUGCGAGAGGCAUAAGCAGUGGGUCAAAGUGCAACAGCAAGAUGGUCUUUUUGAAGAGAGUACCCUGGCUCAGGAUCUCAGCAAAUGCGAAAAGGAGGCCCAAAACGUGGUGGAAAGAGCCGUGCUGAGGCUAUGGGCGGAGGAAGACAACGCUCAGAUCAGCAACAACUGA
This is a messenger RNA of Aspergillus saccharolyticus JOP 1030-1, 2661 nucleotides long. RefSeq names its product putative PHD transcription factor. Gene Ontology annotation, biological process: positive regulation of DNA-templated transcription. NCBI's taxonomy places the organism in Eukaryota, Fungi, Ascomycota, Eurotiomycetes, Eurotiales, Aspergillaceae. Gene Ontology annotation, cellular component: Set1C/COMPASS complex. The record is from RefSeq and is a predicted model, not a curated record. The transcript has 3 exons. The coding region runs from base 1 to 2661 and encodes 886 amino acids.